UAGUGUUAUUCGAGAAUAAGUACCUACCCAGUAAUAACUAUUACAACAAUAUUACAAUGUUUAUAAAAAUAUUAAUAUUAUUGAUUAAAUAUACAGAAAAUUAGAUAGCUCAUGUCAAUGCACAAUAAUAUUAUGAAAAUCGAUGAAAUAGUACAGCGUCGUGGCCAUAGAUAGUGCAACAGUUUAUUAAAACCAUAGACCAAUAAACUAAUGGACUGCGCGCAUUCCACUCCGCCCUGCCUUCAAUGCUCGGGAAUCAUAUAAGAGAAAGAAAGAAGAAAGAACGAAGAGAGAAAAGAGAGAAAGAACAUAAAGGAGGUCUAUGAUUAAAACACUGCGCUUUCGCAAGGCGCCAACCGACGGACGACCAGACUAUCAUAAACAUUUUUAUUUGAUUUUAUAAGGCGGCUACAUAUAUUUAUAAUGAGGGCCACACACGGGCUGUGGGCUGACAACCAUUGGUGUAAUAUAUGUACUUCUUGUGGUAUAGCAGAUACGAUGGGUGUCUGUUUUCUUUGUGGUACAACAUUUUUUGGUAAACGUACACGGGUGUGUACAACCAUUACACCACAUAGUAAAAUACCAUACCCAGAAAAAAUUGCUGAGCUUGUGGGAAAUGAAGUUGUGCUUAAUGUAACUCCUGCUGAUCAAAUGUGCAAGAACUGUACCUCAAUUUUGAUUCAUACGGACAAGUUGGAAAAUGAUCUGAAACAUAUAAAAAAUGCAUUGUUGUCAUAUAUACAAAAGAAAUAUGGAAAAUGGCCUUCUGAUCAGAUUGUAAAGGGUAUUGAGAUUGUCAAUGGAAACUUAAAGGCAGAGAAACAACUAGAAAAAGAUCAGCAUAUAGUACCCAGUGUACUGACUAUUGCUGUUGUAAUAACUCCAGUCCAAACUCCAUUAAAAUUGUUAAAAUUACAACUGCAGCAGCAGCAACAACAACAACACCAACCACAAAAACAACACUAUCAUCAACAACAACAACCAGUUACACAACAAGAAAGCGCUAACAAAACAAAAAUAUACAAGUGUGGCUAUUGUACAUUCCAAUCGAAAGAGCUUGGUCAUACUCGUAUUCACAUGCGCACUCAUGUGAACAAAAAGGAGCCUGAAAAACCUAUUCUUAUACAACCAGCGACUAAAGCAUUAACUCAGAUGCUGCAAACGAGAGAACACAUUUAUAGAUGUCAAGCUUGUACUAAAUCCUUUCAUUCUAAAAUAAAAUUGCUUGAUCACAUUCGGAAAGACCAUAAUCAGUCAACUCCAUCAACUUCAAGAGAAAUGCUGAAAACGAGGGAACACCUUUAUAGAUGUCAAGUUUGUACUAAAUCCUUUCAUUUUAAAAUAAAAUUGCUUGAUCACAUUCGGAAAGACCAUAAUCAGUCAACUCCAUCAACUUUAAGAGAAGUGCGGCAAAAGAAGAUACCGCUUUAUAGAUGUCUAGUAUGUGAUAAAUCAUUCUAUUAUCGAAUUAAUCUCCGUGAACACAUUCAUAAAACCCAUAAUUCAUCAACCUCAAAUAGAGAAAGAGAAACUGAUGCCAAAUGGAAAAUAAAACCUGAGCCUACACAAAAAUAAGAGGAUGAAGUAGAUACAACCGUACUUUAACGGGAAGAAGCUGAUCAAGAAACUCCAUACAAUGCUCUGAACGUAGUUGAUGAAGACGAUUAUUUAUUAAAAUAUUAGAAAUUAAACCACUAUUUUUUAUUUUUAUAAAUUAUUAAGAUAAAGAGUACAUUUAAAAAAACACUAAAAAGGUUUGGUAGUUUUGGGAUUGCAAUGAGCAAUUCUAUUUAAUGAACUACUUUAACAUAUCAAUUUAUUUUAAUCGAUGACUGUAAAAGGUUUCGUUAAAUUACAUUUGCGUACAGUAGUAAAGCUAAAGUACUAAAAAUUAAAAACGUAGUUAUAUAAAAAAAAAAUCUUAAAGAUAAAAAUCUAUAAAAUAAAAAUGUAAAUAUUAUAAUAUUAUUACCCAUCUGGUAUGUUCCAUAAUUGUUGUGUAUUAUUUUCUAAUUGUGUUGGUUAGAUUUUAUUAUACUGAAUAGUAUUCAUAGAGC
This is a messenger RNA of Metopolophium dirhodum (rose-grain aphid), 2057 nucleotides long. Its product is annotated as zinc finger protein 728-like. The coding region runs from base 424 to 1575 and encodes 383 amino acids. Lineage: Eukaryota; Metazoa; Arthropoda; Insecta; Hemiptera; Aphididae. The transcript is spliced from 10 exons. Gene Ontology annotation, cellular component: nucleus. The record is from RefSeq and is a predicted model, not a curated record. Gene Ontology annotation, biological process: regulation of gene expression.